CCUGCGGGCCGAGAGAACGUAUUUUAAUUAUAAAAAAAAUUCCCUUUUUUUUAUCAAAGCGCCGACGGACGGCCUCCGUGACCCGACUCGGCCUUUAAAUGGCAGUCCAUUUAUGAUAUUUUCACAAGAAAAAAAGUCUUUUUUAUGGAAUUUUUUGUUUUUUCCCUGGAGUCUUCAGCUGAAGGUCACUAGUUGUAUCAGCUGUCAUUUUGGAGUUUUUUAUCUUAUCACAUCGCGGUUUUCGAGCGAAGGUUAAAGAAAAUGUGGAAAACGUCUCCGCUCGGUUCGUCCCAUAUUCCUCAUUCACUCUCCCCUUGACAAUAAACCAAUUUUGAAUAAAAAUAAAAUACAAAAAAAUAGUUUUCUUUUAAAAUUAUAUUAGUUUGUUUUAUAAUAAAAAUAUGAUCGUAAGUAGCCCUUACAGACGUCUAUCAGUUCUCUACAGGAUUCUCAACGUGAAAAAAAACCCGACACUUUCACUUAAUUAUUGUUCUUCAAGACAAAAAAACGAAGGUGAGAACAGCGUGAGCAUUGGAGAUGUUAGAAAAACAGUAAAGCCCACCAAAAACCCGCAGUAUGUCCCAAGAAGUUAUUUGUUGAAAGAACCAGACCAGGAGACACUCCACCAUCUACGAUGGAUGUUACAGAAAGACAUGCUUUCUCAGGAUAUCUUUCUUGUUGGACGGCCUGGCCCACUGAAAAGAAGAUUGGCCAUGCAGUUUCUUGAGCUAACAGAAAGAGAACUUGAAUUUGUUUCCCUUUCGAGAGAUACAACAGAGGCCGAUCUUAAACAAAGGAGAGAAAUAGAAUCCGGUACAGCGAAAUACAUCGAUCAGAGUGCUGUUAGAGCUGCACUUGAAGGGAGAAUCCUUGUUUUGGAAGGAAUCGAAAAGGCAGAAAGAAACGUACUACCAGUUCUGAACAAUUUGCUCGAAAACCGAGAGAUGCAUCUCGAGGAUGGGAGAUUCCUUAUACCAGCAAAACGCUUUGACAAACUCCUUGAGGAACAUGGCAAGGAAGAACUAGACAAGUGGAAGCUGGUGAGGGUUAGUGAGGAUUUCAGAGUAGUAGCCCUCGGACUCCCUGUUCCAGGAUAUCAAGGAAAUCCGUUGGAUCCUCCACUAAGGUCAAGGUUCCAGGCUAGAGAUAUACCAUCCACUUCUUAUCAGGAUUUGUUGAAAAGGUUGUCCACUGAAUAUCGAAAUGUUCCCCAAGAUAAAUUGACGACUUUGCUCUCAUGUGCAUAUGCCUUGAUUUCUCCCGAAGCGACAUCGCUUGGAUUGCCAGAUUUCCCCAUUGAAAACAUUCAUUUUGGAACAAAGUUGAUGGAGUUGUUUCCUUGGUUGAACGUUGGAGAUGUACUUAGUAGACUGUACCCAGGGAAUUACAUGUUGAACAAAGAUGGGCUGGCUAGUGUUAAAGCUAUUUUAGACACUUUUAAAGUUGGGGCACCAUGCCUCGAAACAAGGGUGAAUGAAGUAGUUUGUUCUCUUGAAGGAGCUAAAGCGACUUUACAUUCAAAUGGAUUAAACACUUCAGUCCAACUAAACUGCGGACCUGGUCUUUCUGAAGACCUGGUCAACUUUGUCAGAACUCCUUACCAUGAUAACUUCCUCGCCGGCCUCACUGAAAGCCAUGUCGCAGGCGAUUUCUGCAUAAUUGGCCCGAGGGGAUGUGGUAAAUCCUUGAGCGCUCUGAGAUUUGCAAAACUCCUUGGUUACACAGUGGAACCUAUUGUAUUAUAUCAAGACAUGACUUCUAGGGAUUUAAUUCAACAAAGAGCAACUCUUGAGAAUGGUGAUACAUACUGGAAAAAUUCACCUUUAGUCUCAGCAGCCCUAGAAGGAAAACUUGCAAUACUUGAUGGUUUACAUCGAGUUCAUCCAAGCACCCUUUCCAUAUUACACAGGUUAGUCCAGGAUAGAGAGUUACAACUUCAUGAUGGAAAACGCCUCAUAAAGCAUAAUCGAUACGAUGAGUUAGUGCAAAAGUAUGGACAAGAUAUUAUUGAUGCAUCAGGAUAUUUGAAAAUCCAUCCUUCAUUUAGGAUAAUCGCAUUGGCCGAGCCGAAUUCUCCAAACACGAUACCAUGGUUAAAUCCAGAGCUGCUCAGUCUGUUUAUUUAUCACGAAAUGAGGCCAAUGACGAUUGAAGAAGAAGUUCACAUUAUAAAAAGUAUUCAUAAAAAAGUUCCAAGAUCUGUACAGAAAGUUUUGGAAAUUUCCCAUUCGCUUCGACAAUCCUCAGAACCCAUGCUUCUAUCAUUGGCAAGCUCUUUGUCAACGAGACAGCUACUCAGGAUUUCACAAAGAGCUGUUAAUUAUGAAGAAAAUGAUGCUUACAGUGUAAUUCAGAGGGCGUGCUUAGCCAAAUUUUUACCCCCAUUGGCAAAGCAAACUUUAGAUACAAUUCUUUCAAGAGCUGGCCUUGUUGAGUCCAGUCUAGAAGAUAAUUUGAAUAAGAAAAUUACAGUGAACGACAAUACUGUAACAGUUGGCAAUACAACAGCUCCAAUUUUUCAAACAACUGCUACAAGCAAAGUUCCUGAUAUCCUUUUCUAUGAUGUUCCACAGCAUGUAGGGCUCUUAGAAAGGCUCAUGCAAGACUUUAUCCUCGGAGAACAUUUGCUGCUUGUAGGUAAUCAGGGAGUUGGCAAAAAUAAAUUGGCAGACAAACUUUUGCAACUUCUCAACAAACCAAGGGAAUAUAUUCAGCUUCACAGAGAUACAACAGUUCAAUCUUUGACUCUGCAGCCAACAGUCAAAAAUGGAGUUGUAUCUUAUGAGGACUCACCUUUGGUGGUUGCUGUGAAAAAUGGACAUGCGUUGGUCGUAGAUGAGGCAGAUAAAGCUCCGACUCACGUUACAUGCAUAUUAAAAACAUUAGUUGAAAGUGGAGAAAUGAUACUUUCUGACGGUAGGAGAAUUGUAAGCAAUAAAGAUCCAAGAGCAGCAAUGGAAAUAGACGGAAUCAUCCCAAUCCAUCCAGACUUCCGAAUGAUAGUUUUGGCAAACCGUCCAGGUUUCCCAUUUUUAGGGAAUGACUUUUUCGGCGCCUUAGGUGAUUUAUUCAGCUGUCACUCUGUCGACAAUCCAAGCAGAGAUUCAGAAAUUGAGCUUCUGAAAAAUUACGGACCUAAUGUACCAGCUGACAUUGUGCACAAGUUAGUCGGCGCUUUUGGAAAACUGAGAAUUAUGGCUGAUCAAGGUCUAGUCGCGUAUCCUUAUUCAACAAGGGAAUUGGUCAAUAUCAUAAAACAUCUUCAGGCUUUUCCCGAAGACAGUUUGUCAGAAGCUGUAGGAAAUGUCUUCGACUUUGACAGAUACAGCAGUGAUGCAAAGGAGACUUUGUUGGAUGUAUUAUCAGAAUAUAACAUCCCUGUUGCAAUGACAACAGAAGAAAGAGCAAAAAAUCGAAAAAGGGUUCAAAUGACAAUUGACAAAGAUAGCGGUAAAGAUGUUUCCUCGCCGAAACAUGGUAAAGUCGAUGAGAAGAAUGAGCCCCAUGUCGGCGGCAACACUUGGGCAGGUGGUACCGGCGGACGGGACACAGCAGGUCUGGGCGGAAAAGGAGGCCCUUACAGAUUAGACGCCGGGCAUGACGUUACUCAAAUCAGUGAUGAGGAGAAAGCUGCUGUACCUGAGCACAUCAAGAAAGCGGCACGUGAAAUGGGUCAAAAGGCCUUCAAAGCAAAACUUGAGGAAAUUAAAAUGAGCGCCUAUGACGCCAAUCUCUAUGAGGAGUUCUUAUUAUCUGUUUCAAAACAAGUACAAGCUUUAAGAGUAAUACUGAGCUCGCUUCAGGCAAAAUCUAAAGAGAGGCAGUGGCAGCGACAUCAGACCACUGGUGAAUUGGAUGAUACAAAAUUAAUUGAAGGUGUCACUGGUGAGAAAAACAUUUAUCGAAGGAGAACCGAUAAAGAGCCAGAAGUUGGUUCACCACAGUUAAAGCCAAAAAGGUUGAAAUUGGUCGUCGACGUUUCUGGCAGUAUGUACAGGUUCAACGGAUAUGACGGCCGUAUGGAUAGACAGUUGGAGGCUGUCGUCAUGGUCAUGGAAGCAUUCAAAGGUUACGAGUCUAAAUUCCAAUAUGAUAUUGUUGGCCAUUCAGGAGAAUCACCUAGUAUUUCAUUCAUUGAAAAAACAAAUCCUCCACCUGACAACAAACAACGACUGGCUGUUAUUAGGACAAUGCACGCUCAUUCACAAUUUUGCAUGUCUGGUGACUACACCCUUGAGGCAACAGAAGAUGCAAUAAAGAGCCUUGCUAAGGAAGACUGUGAUGAAGCUAUUGUUAUCGUUCUUUCUGAUGCAAAUCUCAGGCGUUAUGCCAUUCCUGUUAAAGAGCUAAGCCAAAGCCUUAUUUGUGAUCCUCGAGUUGAAGCUUACAUUAUUUUCAUAGGAUCAUUGGGAAACGAAGCAGAAAGGUUGAAAAAUGCUCUUCCUGCUGGUAAAGGCUAUCUGUGUUUGGAUUUGAAAAACCUGCCUCAAAUUUUACAAACCAUAUUCACUUCUUCGAUGUUAAAAUCAUAAUUUAACCAUUCCAUGACAUAUAUAAUGUAAUGUUAAUUUUUUUGA
Cimex lectularius (bed bug) is the source of this 4577-nucleotide messenger RNA. RefSeq names its product von Willebrand factor A domain-containing protein 8 (gene c12.2). Gene Ontology annotation, cellular component: cytoplasm. Bases 402 to 4532 code for a protein of 1376 amino acids. The transcript is spliced from 23 exons. The record is from RefSeq and is a predicted model, not a curated record. Gene Ontology annotation, molecular function: ATP hydrolysis activity; ATP binding. Lineage: Eukaryota; Metazoa; Arthropoda; Insecta; Hemiptera; Cimicidae.